This is a messenger RNA of Bradysia coprophila, 513 nucleotides long. RefSeq names its product dual specificity protein kinase CLK2-like. NCBI's taxonomy places the organism in Eukaryota, Metazoa, Arthropoda, Insecta, Diptera, Sciaridae. Gene Ontology annotation, cellular component: nucleus. The record is from RefSeq and is a predicted model, not a curated record. Gene Ontology annotation, biological process: regulation of RNA splicing; protein phosphorylation. Gene Ontology annotation, molecular function: protein serine/threonine kinase activity; ATP binding.
AUGAAUAUUCGGUCGGUUAACCGAACGGACAUUCGUUUGAUCGAUUUGGGCUGUGCUGAAGAUGACGAAUUACCUCAGUCAUACACCAUCAGUAAUCGGUGUUAUCGUGCACCUGAAGUCGUGCUGAAAAAUAAUUGGAGCCAUCCAGUCGAUGUGUGGUCGAUCGGUUGCAUUCUUUACGAAUUACACACCGGAAACCUGCUAUUCAAUACAGACGAUGACGAUUUGGAACAUUUGGCGAUAAUGGAAAGAAUUCUGGGUGAAUUUCCUGUAGCCGGCGAGCAUAAGUACUUUCCGAAUGGUAAGUUAAACUUCGAUUGGACUCAGCGACCGUUAGAGGUACAUUGUCAUCAACCGUUGCGGACUUCAAUAAAGUCGGAAAUCGAUGACGACUUAAUUGACUUGAUGGAGAAAAUGUUGGCUUACGAACCGGCGAAGAGAAUUACAUUGAAGGAGGCAUUGACGCAUCCAUUCUUUGACAAAUUGCCAGCGUCUCAACGACUAACGGUUUAA